GCCUGCUCCUGGCCCAUAUCCCUCCAAACUUUUCCUAUUCAUGUACUUAUCUAAAUGUCUUCUAGAUUUUUGCAACUGUCCCCGCCUCCACCGCUUCUUCAGGGAGCUCAUUCCACACAUGAACCACCUUCUGUGUAAAAAUCUCACCUUAAAAACGUGCCCCUUAGUUUUGUAAUCCCCCAUCCUAAGGAAAAGGACAACUAUGAUCAACUCUAUUUGUACCGGGACGUGAGACCAUUAUCGAAUAGAGCGGGCUGGAGGGGCUGAAUGGCCUAUUCCGUGCUCUACUUAUUAAGAGAAAGCAUUGCCUCAAGCUCCAGAUCCCAGGAGCCGCCUAAUCCGCUACACGUUUUACAUCCGACCACCCCCCCAAACUCCUGACCAAUCAGAACACGCGUUACUGUCCCCUGGAGACGGCAGUUGCCGCUCGUAGCGGCUGGGCCUGGAUCCCGCUGCCGCUUCCCUUCUGCCCCCUCGGAGACCGGCUCUCGGUCCUGGAAGAUUCCAGAAUGUUCAAGAACCUUCUCUCGAGCGGCUCCUUGAUCCGGGCCCUGCACGCGGCGCUGACGUGGGCGGUGACGUUGGUGCUCUUCCUGUUCGAGACGGAUCUGAGACGGAGUGAGAAUCGUGGUGAGUUCCUCCAGCCAGUUUCCUUUGUGCUGCUGGUUUUCUGCUCAAUGUUACUGUACUUCAUCACCUCCCUCAUGGACCCAGGAUAUGUCACAUUUGAUGAUGAACUAAAGGGCCGGAUUCCUCAGGCAAAUCAGGGUGUGGGGAAUGAGAAAGAGCAGAUGAUCCCUGUGGUACAGAAACCACAUAGACUGAGGCGCUGUGGAUUCUGCAUGGUCCAGCAGCCCAUGCGUUCCAAACACUGCCAGUCAUGUCAGCACUGUGUGCGUCGAUAUGACCACCAUUGCCCUUGGAUUGAAAACUGCGUGGGGGAAAGGAACCAUCGCUUCUUUGUGCUUUACCUGAUGCUGCAACUCGCAGUUCUGCUGUGGGCCUUCCACGUUGCAUGGUCAGGAUUUCGUACUGAGGCCGCAUGGAAAGACUGGCUCCAAGUCAAUCUGCUUCUACUGUUGGCAUUUAUAAUCAUUAUCAUUUUCACUGUGGUGGUGAUGCUGCUACUAGUGUCACAUUUGUACUUGGUAUCGAACAACACAACAACAUGGGAAUUCAUGUCUCGCCAUCGCAUCUCCUACUUGAAACAUUGUGGCUCAGAGGAGAACCCAUUUGACCAGGGCAUCCUCAGGAAUUUGUGGACAUUUUUCUGUGUGAGCAAGACAGUCGUGUGGGAAAGGAUUUAUUUUCAGGAUGAAGAUAGGCUGGUAUAGUGAGUGGCAAAAUUAACAAGUGGACUGUUUUCAGUAAUUUCUAUUUUGUUUUUCUGCCUCACUGGAAUAGUAUUAUUUAUUAUGGCAAUGCCAUAACGUUGAAGUUUUCUCCAAAGUGUCAGGCUCAGAGACAGUCUGAGAUCUUUGAAAUAGAGGGUUCAGGGCUAGAUGAAUACUUUUUCUGUAGUGUCCAGAGUGUCCCACAACAUAAAAAGAGAAAAGUAAAAGGCCAGAAUUACUGUCACUAACUUCCAAGAAAGGAGUAGAAGGAGUGGGAUAGAAAGAGGAGAUGAAAUGUGAUCCUUAAGGAAUUUUGAUCUUUUGUUCUGAGAGAAAGCAUUGAGAUUAUGAAAUUAUCCUCUAUUUGUGCUGUCAGCCUCUCCAAAGAUUAAAUAUGCACUGAUCGCUCCUUCAUCUAACAAUGCACUUUAAAUGUAGUCAGUUUUGAUACUUCAAAAAUAGGAAUAACUUAGAUUCUUUUUUAUAUUCUGAAACAUUUAACACGGGCAGCUAACAAUCUAAUUAACCUUUUCAUUAUUCACUUGUCUGAAACUGACUUUAGCUGUAUUGAAUCAAAUUACUUCUUCAAGAACUUCAUUGUUACCUUCAUGUUCUUAAAAUUUAAUAAACCCCAUUGAUCACCAAACUUACUUUUAAAUCAUUUCAAUUUCUAUUAACCAGGUCUUAAAAUGGUUUUUUUUUUGCAAAAUUCCUUUCUAUUUUUACACGGAUGUACCAAGCUCUAUCAGACCACUUCACACAUUUUUGUGCUCAAUCGUAAAAGUUAUAAAUAAAUUGUUAUAUUUGAACUGCUGCAGAAGUCGGAAAUAGUGUCAUGUCAUCUACAGUUCUGGGGAAAAGCACAAGGGGUUAGGCAGCAUCCAAGGAGCAGGAGAAUCAACAUGUCAGGCAUAAGCCUUUCACCAGAAAACCUUUUCCAGCACUACACUCUCGACUCAGAUCUCCAACAUCUGCAGUCCUCACUUCCGGGGAAGUAUCGUCCUGAGCCAGAAAGUUGCAGGUUUAGGUAUUACUCCAGAAACUUGAACAAUAAAUCUAAGCUGAGGAAAUGAUAGAAUAGCCUUUGUCAUGUGCACUCAAACGAGUGCUUUGAAGAGUUUGCAAUGUCGCCUCUUGGUACAGAUACUUAAGUACAGGUACUUUAAGUGUUGUUACGGAAUUAAAAUAGGAAAAAAAAACUAGCAUGUGAAUACAGUUUAAAAAUGUCCAGAAUGAGAAUAAAAUAUCUUUAAAGUACUCAAGUUAUAGGCCUUUUCCACGAGUCCAUACCUGCCAGAGUUCAGUACAUGAGGCCUUCAUGUGCUGCCCUCUGCCCUGGACUCUUCUCCAGGACCCAUCCUCUGACCACAACUCAAGUCCCAGCUUGGCCUACGCUUGCUCUGCUCCUGCUCUGGCUAUGACUCACUUCUGGGACAUGGCACAUGUUCUGCUCCCCCUCCAGGCUCUGGCCAUGACUUGCUGAUGCACCAUCAGUGGAGUCAUCUUUCAGUUAAGAUGUCAUCUCUCAGGUGGAUGUAAAAAUUUGACAUCAUGGCAAAGAGGAGGGGAGUUCAUGCUGGUACCCUCAGCCACUAUUUAUCCCUUACCUAAGAUCAUACAGAUUAUCUGGUCAAUGCCAUGUGGCUGUCAUGGGGCUGUUCUGCACCCAAACUAGUUGCCAUAUCACCUACAUUACAGCAGUAACUACAUUUCAAAAUUAGAUCUUUGAUUAUAAACCACUUUGGAACAUUUGGAUAUUGUGAAAGGAACUACUUUAAUGCAAGUUACUUUUAAAAUAUUACUCUGGCUGUUGUAAAAGAAUAGCUCUGGCAUUUGGUGCGGUCAGUGUUCAUGUUACAUUAGCUCCACCCAUUCUAAUUGCACCACAGUUUGUGGGUCAAGAUGAGUUCUACUGUAGCUUUUUAGACGGAGGAGCCAUUUCCCAAAGGUUCUAAUAAUUAUGUCUGACCAAAUGUAGUUAUACUUCUUGCAAUAAUCGAUCCUUGAACAGUACUUCUUCUCUAGGUAUUCAUAGUGGUGUAUCCACAACCACCAAGCAAGAGCUUAUCUUUGCUUUAUCUUGGGGCCAAGAGGAUAGCUGGCUGUGAAUCAUUCACACAACCCUUACUUAGUGCUACUUUUAGGUAGAAGUGGCAAAAAUACAAUGUACCAGAAGUGGUUGUCUGGGAUGUGAGGGAGGGAGGGAGGUAGGAAUGACUCCCAGUGAAAAUUCAUCUGCAUUUAGAUACCUCAGUGUUCAGGGUAACAAUAACCUAAAACUCCCUGAACAUCUGUCUGUUUCUUAAAAGAAAAAAAAAUUAAAAACUUAACUCAGACAAUGUGCUAAUAUCUAUGGUUCACAGUCAAAUUUUCUCCAAUUAUACUCCAACACCAAUUUGGGAGUUUUUUUGGUAAAGGCAUUGUAAACAGACAUGUUGUUAUACCACAUAACACCAAAGAUCCAUCUGUGAUGUCUCUAUUUUGCCUUUCAGAACUCAAUUUGUUUAAGUCAUGAAAUCCUCUUAAAAUUAAUACAUAUGCAGAGAAAUGUUGCACUCAAUCUGCUAUGUAAAUGGUUUCACAUAGUUGAGAAUGUCUACACUGAAAUUCAGAAUAGUGCAUUGAAGUCAAGUAGAGUGGCUCCUUUGUUCUUUUAAAUCCAGAGGCAAAAGAUCAAAGAAAAUUAUUCAGUCCAUUUAACCCAAUGAGAAAUUACUGAGGUUCUCUCUCAAUCUCAAUCCGAUUAGUUAAGUAGUGUUUUAGUGAUAAGUUGUUGCUGAAAUUCAAGCAUGAACAUGUCAAAUGGGAAAUUGGUGAAGCAUGAAAGGAGCUUAAAGUCCCUUCACAUUCAAACCUCAAAAAAAUAGUUGCCUCAGUUUACAAUAUGAAAAGUCAAUGACCACAUUUGUUCAGGUUUGUUAUUGAUUCAGACACUGGGGUGACAGUUAUUGUUUCCAAACAGUUUUACUCAAAACUUAAAUAUGGCAAACAUGAUUCACAUUAAACCAGCAAAUCUCCUUUGACUCAGAAGAUAGUCUACGGUACAGAUGAAUAAAACUUUUGAUUGGGUACAUUCUAUUGGUGUCUGAAAGAUAGUGUUACUUAAGUUCAUUUCUGCCUCUGGAGAGGAUAAUAUGGUAACAAACAGACUUGAGAUUAUAGGCAAUUUUGAAAUAUGCAAAUAUUUGAUUCCAGAUUUAACAGUAUGACCCUGGACAUUAAAUCCUUUGAUGUCCUUGAUAUGCUUAGACUCAAAAGACCUCUUCCAAAACCAAGGAAAAUAGGCUAAUGAUAAAACACACAACAUGGUUAUAUGAUUAGCAAUAAAAGUCACCCACAGAAGGGACAUACUUGGUAGAUGUGUGGAAUCAACCUUCCCAUUAAAAUAUGGCAAAAAAUGCAACAAAUCAGAACUGAGAGCUAAAUUAGCCUGAUGAAUUUAACGAUAGAACAGGAAAGAGGGAACGGUGUAGGAUUGUAAAUAAAAUUUUAAGCAGUUACAGAGCAGUGGAUAUUUUCAGGCUGAUAUUUUUAUAUCAGUUUUAAAGUAUGAUUAAACUUCUUGAACUGGUUUCUUAGGGAAAUAUUGCACUUUUAUUUUUGGACUGGAAUCUUUACGAUAGCUUUGUCUGUCAAAUUAUAUUCUGGAAAAGUAUUGAUUAAAAAAAUCAAAUCUU
Messenger RNA from Chiloscyllium plagiosum (whitespotted bambooshark), 5011 nucleotides. It is a transcript of the gene zdhhc12a, whose product is annotated as zDHHC palmitoyltransferase 12a. The record is from RefSeq and is a predicted model, not a curated record. Gene Ontology annotation, molecular function: protein-cysteine S-palmitoyltransferase activity. Gene Ontology annotation, cellular component: Golgi apparatus; endoplasmic reticulum. Gene Ontology annotation, biological process: protein targeting to membrane; peptidyl-L-cysteine S-palmitoylation. Lineage: Eukaryota; Metazoa; Chordata; Chondrichthyes; Orectolobiformes; Hemiscylliidae.